Plenodomus lingam JN3 is the source of this 6648-nucleotide messenger RNA. RefSeq lists its product as uncharacterized. Gene Ontology annotation, molecular function: structural constituent of nuclear pore. The record is from RefSeq and is a predicted model, not a curated record. NCBI's taxonomy places the organism in Eukaryota, Fungi, Ascomycota, Dothideomycetes, Pleosporales, Leptosphaeriaceae. Gene Ontology annotation, cellular component: nuclear pore. Gene Ontology annotation, biological process: mRNA export from nucleus; protein import into nucleus.
AUGGCGACGGCCGUAGUCGAUGUUGGCUACCUCGCCGCGUCAUAUUCGCUGCCUGAGACGACAUUCCACUCGUUACUAUCCGAACCCACCGUUGAACUCGUCGAGUCGCUGCUUACCCAGAUUGAGGCCAAGGCCCGCGCCUACGAUGAUUUGCAGUCGGAAAAAGUCCGCGCCGAAGUGGAGCUCGAGGCUGCUGUCCAAGGCGGAGAGCAACGCGCGAGGUCGCUGAAGGCUGCCGCUGACAAAGCGCAAAAAGAGGCGGAAGAGGCGCUGCAGAAGCUUGCACAGGAGGAAACUGCACGUCAACAAAUCGAGAAGGAGCUACACACCCUUCAGACGACGGCAACCAGCUCCACAUCCGAGGUACAGGCACUCGAGUCCCGCAUCAAGACACUCGAGUCUCAGAAUCGCGAUGCCAUUGCUAUGCAUGAGGCCAAGGUGGCCGCCCACGACCGCCUUGCCCAAGAGUUAUCUGAGCAACACCAAAAGUCUAUCGAAUUGAAGAAGCAGCUGUCUUCGCUCGAGGAGAAGAACCAGACCCUGGAAAGCGCCGCCUCCAAUGUCAAGUUCCGCGAGACCAACCUGCAACAGGAAAUCGAAGCCUUGCGCAAGAACAACGACUGGUACACCACCGAACUCAAGAAGCGGUCCGACGACUACAGCAAGCAUCGCAAGGAAAAGAGCGCUCAGAUUGCCCAGCUCCUGCGUGAGAAUGCCGAUGCCUCUGAGACGAUUGAUGCCCUUCGCCGCACCGAAGCCACCCUGCGCCAACACAUUGCCGAGCUUCAGAGCAACGCUGAGGAGGAUCGCAAGCGUAUCGACGAGCUAGAGCGCCAAGCGUCAGAGUUGGUGGCCAGGCAUCAGAUCGAGCUAGACAGUGCCAACAGACUCGCGGAGCUGCACAAGGCUAACUCUGCCAUGGAAAAACAACAUGCACAGAGUAUACAAGCCACCAAGGACCAACUGGAACAUGAUGCUGCUACGGAGAUUGGACUGCUGCAGGCCGAGCUCGAGGUGGAGCGCAGUCGAGCUAACACAGCAGAGGCUGAGUUGGCCAACGCAGAGACCCUUGUUGAGAACCUCACCAGCGAAAACAAGGAAAUGAGGAAUUCUGUUCGUAUGCCGGCGACGCCUCGACAUGGUAUGAACGGGAACUUUGGCACACCUGGCCGCGCUGGCUCGCCUGCUCCAUUCUCGCCCGGGGGCACAUUACUCAAGGCAGAUGCGACCAGGACUCAGCUGCUGAUUGAGAAUAACGAUCUCAAGAAGGAGCUUCGCAAAGUCCGAGAGAAGGCCGAGGAAGCCUCGACCGUCACAUCUGAAUUGCUGCGGGAGAUGGAUGCUCGAGUGCCGGAGUUCGAGGAGCUCCGUCGUGAGAACGACGCGCUUACCGAACAGUGCCAUGAGCUGACGAACCUUCUCAAUGACGUGAGUGCAGAACGCGAGUCGGCAUGUAGAGACGCGCGCAAGGCCCAAGGCGAUCUAGAAGGUGUACAAAAGGAGUGCUCACUUCUCCGCCAUCAAGUUCAAGACAUGACGAUACAGGUGCGUUCACUGAUGUGGCGGCGAGAAGCAGAGGAGAAUGGGCUCGAUUCCCUUCCUGCCGAUCAGAGGCAGUUCAUUCUAGAAUCGGUAGAUAACCAAGUGCCGGAUCAUGCGCUACCCAGCGAUUCAGUCACACACAACCUCAUCACCAAACAUCUUGUGCUAUACCAGCGAGUCGCAGACUUGCAGCAGCAACACUCUAACGCGCUGAACGCGAUACGACAGCUAGCAGACGAGCAUGAGGCGCAGGAAGCUCGUAACAAGUUGGAGCAGCAUAAGAAGGAUCACGAGGAGCUCGUCAGACUGCGAUCACAAAUAGGAGAAAAGGAAGAGGAGAUCAAGACCCUCACCGUGCGUGCCCAGACUUUCAAGGCAGAACGCGACAUGUACUUCCGGAGCAUACCUAAGCGAAAUUCGCUGUCUGAUUCGCAGCCCAAUCCAGCUUUUGCACAAUCGGUACCUGCAGGCCACCAUCUAUCCGAACAGGCGCUCCCGAAGGACAACCCAGACUACAACAAGCUUGUCGAGGAUCUCAAGGCUCAUAUUGAUCUGUUGAAGACGGAGAGUGCGACCAACAAUACAACUAAUAAGUCGCAGAUUGACAGCCUCACCAAGAGCAAUAAUCAGCUUCAGUCUGACAAGGCCCGUCUUGAAUCGCAGGUUCGACGAGAGCAGGACCGCUACAUGCGUCUUGAAAGCACCAUCAAGAUGUUGCAACAAGAGAAGGAAACUCUACAGGAUCGUUACAAUAAUGUCCAAGCCACGUUGGCCAAACAGGAUGAUAGGAUCGUAAAGGCUGACCAAGAGGUUGCUGAAGCCACUACUAGAAUUCAGGGUCUCGAAAGCGAGUUGGUCCACCUGAAGGCUUCCCAGCAAGUGGCCCAAUCGACAGAGGCGCGCCUCAAGGAGCGGAACCAGGAGCUGAUGGACGAGCGGGACCGCCUCAGCAAACUGGUCUCUGAUGUUCAGAGCCUGCGAAACGAGUUUGAGCUAACAGCAACGAACACUCGUCGCGAACUACAGGCCAAGAUUGAGAAGCAGGAGGCAGAUCUCCAGAUGGCCCAGCGUAAGCUAGAGGACGAACUUGCCGACCACAAGAAGACAGUGCAGCAACGAGACUACGAACGUUCGGAGGCACAGCGGAGGAUUGAUGACCUCAUUGCUGCAAGGAAUAGUGCAGAAGUCAAAUCUGCAUCAGCAGACUCGAUACGCCAACAAUUGGAACAACGAAUCAAGGAUCUACAGUGCCAGCUUCAGAUCGCGGAGGAUCGUCUAAACACUCUUCAACCACGACUUAAUGGAUCUGGAGAUCAAGAGGACGAGCCAAUAAGUCGGGAGGAGGAGCUGACUGCUCAGGUUGCAGACCUUGGGCGUAAGCUUGAGCGCAAGCAGGAAGAUCUCGACUUGGUCAACAGCCAGAUUGUGGGCUUCCAAAAUAUUGCUCAAGACGCCGAGGAGCGACUCCAAUCUUUCGUGGAAGCUCACGAGCGUCUUCAGGAAGAGUUGAACAUGGCGCAAGAAGAGAAGGAUGCCAAGAUCAAUGAUCUACAACAACGCGUUGAAGAUAUAUCAUCUGAACUUGCGGCAUCAACAACAGAACUUACUGAGCUGCGAGGUAAACAUGAGCAGGAGGCUCUGCAGUUGUCGCAACAAAAGGACCUUCUCGAGAUGGAGAUCUCGCGCCUCAAGAACGAUGUGGCCGACUACAAGGAGGAGGCUACUGCACAGGCUGAGUUCGUCAAGACACAAGCCGACAUUGCUGCGCGCGCUCAGCAGGACUAUGAGGCUGAGCUUGCCAAGCACGGCCAGACCAUGGAGAAAUUGCGAACUCUUCGCGAUGAGCAGGAUCAACUCAAGGCCGACAUUGCUCAGUUCAAGGCACAGGCCGAAGCCGCGCGAAACACUUUGGAACGAAGCCAGGAGCACUGGAAGACGACCCAGACUCAAUUAGAAGAGCAAAUAACCGACGCGAAGCGACGUCACGAUGAUCUUAAACAAUACAACCAGACGUUGCUCAUCCAGUUUGACGAUUACAAGGCGCAAAUUGAUAGUCUCAAGCAUAACCGCAUUACUGUUGCUGGCGGCGAAGCAUCAGCCAUGGAAACUAGCUCGAACAGCCUUCAAGACAUCGAGACCUACCUCAGACGCGAGAAGGAAAUCUUGGAGGUGCAGUUGAACCUGAAAGAGCAGGAAACGAAGCGUUUGGAACACCAAUUUGCACAUGCCCAAACACAACUCGAUCAGACGCGCGAGAAGCUUAUUGCCGAGCAAUCUAAGGCUCAAGGAUCGCAGAGCAACACAAGUAUACAGACUCUGCAAGAACGCAUUCAAGAGCUCAAUGUCUACCGUGAGAGCAACAUGACUCUUCGCAACGACAAUACCCGUCUUCUAAAUCAAGUGUCCGAGAAGACCAAAGCGUUGGAAGAGUUGCAGAAUGAACUUGAACCUCUGCAAACUCGCGUUUCGGAACUGGAGAGUGAGCUUGAGCUGAAUGUCGGGCAUCUUAAGGCUGUUGAAGAGGACCGUGAUCGUUGGCAGAAGCGUCACCAAGAUGUACUACAACGCUAUGACCGCAUCGACCCCAAGGAGCUCGAAGACUUGAAGCAGCAAAUUGAGAGUCUCAAGACCGAACGUGAUCAGGCGUUAGACCAGGUCAAAGCUCUCACCGAAAGGAUUGCUGCGCUGGAAGCAUCGCAAGAGACUAUCGUCGCUGAGACUCGUGAGGCCACUAUCCAAGAGGUCAAGGCUGCGGAGACAGCGAAGGCUCGUAAUGGCUUUAACAAGGUCCACAAUGAAAAGAUGAAACAGAAGGCCACUGAGAUCGAGGGCCUCACUAAUCAGCGAGACGAACUACAAAGCGAGCUUACAGCUCUCAGGCAAGAACUAGAACAGUGCCAAGAACAAUUAUCAGUCGCGCAGUCUGGUGCCAGCCAAUCACAGGAGCAGAUGAUCUCAUUACAGCAACAACUUGAACUAUCGCACGCCAAUCUCGCGACUGCACAGCAAGAGCUGCAGACCGCUAAGACUGCUCAGGAAGCACAGGUGCAGUCCAACACCACGAGUAAUGCAGCUGCAGAUAUCAACAUGUCUGAGGAUGGCCAGGUUCAGGAAGGCGGUGCUGAUAUCUCCUCGGAGCAGUUGGCGAUCUUGAAGGAAAACCUCGACAAAGCCAACAAGCGAGCCCUUGCUGCAGAAAGCAAUUACAAUGUUGUUCAGAAUCAGAUCGCCAGUCUGCGCGUUCAACUUGCCUUGGAACGACAGCAAGUCGCGACGCUGGAGAAGGAAAUUGCUGAAAAGGGCAACACGAUUGUUGAGCUUCGAGAGCAGCUCACUCAAGCACAGAGCCAAACUUCGCAACAGACAUCUGCUGCCGCUGUAGCUGAAUCUACCACUGCUUCAAACGCAUCUGGUGAGAUUGAGAAGCUUGGCUCAGAGCUCACGGCAGCCCGCAAGGAAGUCGAAGAUUUGCGAACUCAGCUCGAUGCCGCGAAGGAAUCGAAUAACAAGGAGGUUCAAGCAGAGGUUUCAGAAGAUAACGGCAACAUGGCUGCCAUCAAGGCCGCCCUCGACCAGCGUGAAGCCGAACUGAAGGCGCUGGAGGCAGACGUGAACCGUCGUCUCGAGGAGGUGCAAAUCAAGGAAGCCAAGCAAUCUGCACUUGUCAAGAAGGCCAAUGAUAAGAUCCGACAAAUACGUGCCGAGACCGACAAGGAGCUUGAGAACCUCAAGACUGCUCACACCACUGAGCUCGAGCGGCUGCGAGAGGAACAACAAAAUGCCAUGCCACCUGCCCCUCAGAAUGAGGAGAACCGAACCAAUGCACCAGCUGCUCCUGAUUCAGACAGCGUGGGUGAGAUCAUUGGUCUACCUGCAGAAACCGCUGAAGGACACGUGGUCCGAGACUUCAUCCAGAAAAAUCAGACAGCCAAGGACAUUGUGCGUCUGAAUGUCAACAAGCGUGUUGCUGUUCUCAACGAGCAGGCCGCCAAGGCAAAGGCUGAGGCUGAGACUCUCAAGGCCGAGUGUGAGCAACUUAAGGCUCUUGUGCCCUCAGGCGAUGCUCCAACUAUAAAAGAAGAGGCAGCACAGAGCAAAUCCGAGGAUCACGAAGCCGAGCUAGCCAAAAUCAAGGCCGAACACGAGAAGACGUUAAAGGAGGCUCUUGCCAGAAAGGAGGAAGUCAUGGCUCGUACCGCACAACUGAAGGGUCAACUGAAGGAGAAUCAGAUCAACUCCUGGAAAGCCAAGUGGGCUAUCUUCGAAAAGGCCGCCCAGGAGACACCUACUGAGGAAGUCGCCAAGGUGUAUGCCAUUGCUAAGAACCCUCCAAAGGCGGCACCAAAACCUGCUGCCCAGCCAAACACGCCUGCAAAGCAAGUUCAGGCCCAACAACCUGAUUCAGCCCAGCCCGCACCACAAACACCAACCCAAUUCACACCAUUGGGGCAACAGCAACAGACUGCAACGCCCGCAUCGACCGCGCCUGAAGCUAAUGGAGCAAUCAUGAGCGUAGGACGUGAAACUGCUCCCGCCCAAAUGAACCCAUUCACUCAGUCUGCCAGUAGCGUCAAUGGUUCAAACAUACCCGCAAAUCCCUUUCUUCAAGCACAAAUGGGCCGCGGCCUCCCUCAACCAGGUUUCACAGCUCCAGCACCUGCUCAACAACUUAGUUUAGGUCGUGGAGGCCUUCAAGCCAUACGCGGCGCCAUCCAAUCCAACAUUCCGCGUGGUGGAGCGACUGGCAUUCCUCUUCCCGGCGGUCGAGGACGCGGACAACAGAAUUCGCAGAAUAUGCAGCAAGAUCAACAGCAAGGCCAACAGCAAGGCCAACAGCCGCAGACCAACUCUGGAGCGAGCCAAAUCGGGCGCGGCGGUGGCGGCGGUGGUCGUGGCAACCGUACACGGGGUAAUGGACCGCAGGGCAGUGGCAGCCCAGGUAGUGGACGCGGAGGUAUGAAUCCUGGUGCGCUGCAGUUUCAACCCGGUGCUGGGCGAGGGAUGAAGCGCGGUGCGGAGGAUGAGGGCGAGGGAGGGGCGAACAGAGGAGGAAAGAGGGCGAGAGGUGGCCGCGGCGGUCAAGGUGGCCAAGGUGGAGCCGAAUAG